Gekko japonicus is the source of this 1592-nucleotide messenger RNA. It is a transcript of the gene CMTM7, whose product is annotated as CKLF-like MARVEL transmembrane domain containing 7. The record is from RefSeq and is a predicted model, not a curated record. Gene Ontology annotation, cellular component: membrane. Bases 53 to 559 code for a protein of 168 amino acids. Lineage: Eukaryota; Metazoa; Chordata; Lepidosauria; Squamata; Gekkonidae. The transcript has 5 exons.
GGAGCAGCAGGGCAGCUUCGGCCGCGCCGGCCCCCUCUCUCCCGGCGGCGAAAUGUCUCACGGGGUGCGGGUGAUCCGCACCGACGUCAGCAGCGCGGGCGCCUCGACCUCUUCCUCCCCUCCGGACUCCGGCCGGCUGGACCGAGCCUACGCGAGCUCCUGCCCGGCCAUGCUGAAGGUGGUCCAGAUGUUGUUGCUGCUGAUAGCAUUCAUCUGUAUAAGGAACUCAGUAUGGACGGAUUACAGUGCAUACAGUUACUUCGAAAUUGUCACCAUGGGUGACUUCGUUAUGAUUCUUGUCUUCUACAUCGUUUACCUUUUCCGAGUUUACCGAUUGCUGACUUGCAUCAGCUGGCCACUUGCGGAGUUUCUCCAUUACCUAAUAGGGACCAUCCUGCUUCUCAUUGCAUCUUUUGUGGCAGCAGCAAAAAGCUACAACUCAGGAGGACUUGUAGCUGGAGCGACAUUUGGCUUUUUAGCUACAUUCCUGUGCAUCUUAAGUAUAUGGCUAUCAUACAAAGUUUCAUGUGUGACUCAGUCAACAGAUGCUGCUGUGUGAGUCUUCUGUCCCUGCUAGACCAAAGAGGGGAGUUUACAUUAAGCCCAGAUAAGAGACGGCUAAUGUGUGCAAGAUGGGACAGUGCAAUGGUGGUCUUUGAGGAUUCGGCUCCCAAGCAUCAAGGGGACGGCCAGCAGAAUUCUGCCUUCUGAAACUCUGCUCAGGUUCUCAACCUACAAGUGGGUCCAGCAGUCCAUAUGCUGCCUUUUCCUAACAGCUGUUGCACAGUUUGUUGAUCAUCUGCUGAGGAUCUUGAAUCCCACAAGUAUGGAGUUGCUGUAUUUCUGCACCCUGAUACACACAUACUCACUCACUCACACUUUGAUUCCAAAGUGCCAAUGUGAAAGGUUGCAUUGCCUAGAUAGUAUGGCACUGCCAUUGCUAGGAGCAUACUCCUGUCGUCUUUUGCAUCAACAGUAUUCAAACCACCUGGGAAGCUCGGUUGAAUGAGGACCUGCAUAAACUAUCAGGAUGGAAAAUGUAUUCUGCUUCUUUGAUUCUCCAGUUAUGGCUGGCAAAUGCUAUAGAUCUACUAUGAAUCAGCAACUGUAAACUUAUCAGUGGCUGUCUAAUGAGCGUAUCUGUUGCCUUGGCCUCUUUCCUGGCUUUUGGUGCUUAUUGCUAGAAGAGGUAUUUUGUAAAAUGCAGCUUGAGUGUCUUACUGUGAAUGAACCAGAGUUUGUUUUGUAGUCCUGUCUAAUUUAAGUAUUUUACUGAUGACCAAAUUAUUUUAAAACCUGUAAUUUUAGCUCAAAACCCACUUGUUUUAUUUCCUGAUACACUAGCCUCAUUGCAUGUAUACCCCUUCUUUGCCAAGAUCUUGUCUAUAACAUCCUAUGGUGAUCUUGCCUUCUUCCCUCCGUCACGUGCAGGAAUUUCCCUUCUGCCUUCUUUUUUUGCUGAGUAGCCCCUUUAUCUGUUUUCUUCUUAAGUGUUUGUCUGUGGAUGUCCCACCUAGUCGCUAUAUGUAAGUAUGUAUAUAUGAUGCUGGCCCAGCUCAGGGACAAAAUCACCUUCUUAUAUUCUGCUUUUG